AUGGAUUCACAGCUCACCCUCGUCAACCAAGAGCCCCCUCUCGAGCUCGUCCUGGAGAAACCAGCGACACCACUGAACACCCGGAUUUUUGUCAACGGCAAACCGCGGUACAAGGUCUCCACGGUGGAUCGGGACGGGAAUGUGACGGAUGUCACUGAUUUGAGGACGAAUGCGGUGGUGGCGACGAUCAAGCGGAGGUCGAUUUUGCCUGAUAAAGUCAAGUUCCCGGCCAAGUUUGGGGGGAAGGCGGUUAAGAAGGAUGAUUGGAUGGUUGAGACCAAGUUGGAUAGUGGAGGGUUGGGAUGGACCAUCAACAGCGAGAGCGGAAGUUUCCUCUGGAGAUUUGACAAGGCUUUGAAGAUCGUCCUAACGCCAGCCACUGACCCGGACCGCAUCAUCGCAUUCGUCAAGAGCGAGCCAGGGGUAUACGCUCUCUGCGUCGAGCACAGAGCAGAAGGGUUACUCGACGAGAUCAUCCCUGGGUUCAUCGUCCUCGACCACCAGAACAAUAUGAUGACCAAGUCGUGGAAGGUGGCGGAUGGAUGGUGUGCGGAUGAGAGGUCGACGAUUACUGGGAGGCCACUUGCGGGUGAUUAUACCAAGUAG
This is a messenger RNA of Coprinopsis cinerea okayama7#130, 606 nucleotides long. RefSeq lists its product as hypothetical. The transcript has 3 exons. Bases 1 to 606 code for a protein of 201 amino acids. NCBI's taxonomy places the organism in Eukaryota, Fungi, Basidiomycota, Agaricomycetes, Agaricales, Psathyrellaceae. The record is from RefSeq and is a predicted model, not a curated record.